AUGAAGUACAUUCUCAUCUCCUCUCUCCUUUCUUCCGCAGUCUACGCUGCUCCUUUCGCUCAGGUUCAGGGCCAAGGACAGCAGCGCCCAGCUGGCCAGGCUACCAACCAGCCAACAGGCCAGACCACCGCCAACAACAACCCAACUGGUCAGGGCGCUGGAAUCCGCAAUGGACAAACUCCCACUGCGGCUGACCUCGCCACUGCCGUCUCCAACUGGCAGGCCGAUACCUCCAUGGUCUCCAACUUCCUGAACACCGGUGCCAGCAUCAAGAACAACGUUCAGUUCAAGCAGGCCGCUACCGUUGCGUACAACGCCGAGGUUGACGAGCUCAACCACAAGGCCAUUAUCGACGCAGCCAACAGCGCUAACCCCAACGUCAUCGCCGCCAACAGCACCCUCGCCACUGGUGGUUCUUUCCAGGAUGUCGUCGACAAGCUGCAGCAGAUGUCUGUCCAGGGUAUGGCUGCCGUUGCCAACAUCGACCUGAUCAACCAGAACCGUUGUGUCAACGUUCUUCCUAACAUCGAUGCUUACAUGGCCUCCACUGGCUCUACCACUCAGUCCGUUCGCCCCACUGCCUGUGACAAGACCGGUGUCGCCGGUGGCGUACAGGGAACCGGUGCCACACAGCCAGGUCAGCCCGCCGGUAGCCCCGCCGCUGCCUUUGCCGCCGCUCAGUCCCUUGCUCAGGGAACAGGUAACGGUUUGGUCCAGAAUGGAGCCACCGCGAAUACCGCCAGCACUGGCACUGGUCAGAACAUUCAGGGCCAGGGCCAGGGCCAGAUUCCUCAGGGCCAGGCUCAACAGGGCCAGAACACUCAGGGCCAGAUCCCUCAAGGUCAGGCCCAACAGGGUCAGGCUCAACAGGGUCAGGCUCAACAGGGUCAGGCUCAACAGGGUCAGGCUCAACAGGGUCAGGCUCAACAGGGACAGGCUCAACAGGGUCAGGCUCAACAGGGACAGACCCCACAACAGGGCGUCGCCGGUGCAGCCGGAACUGGUGCUCCAACUGGUCAAACUAACCAGCAAGGCGGUGCAACUGGGCAAGCUCAGCAACAAGGUGGUGCAGCCAACCAGGCUUCUCAGCAACAGGGAGGAGCUGCUGGCCCAGUUAACGGGCAGGUCCCGAACGCCGCAGCUGGAGCAGGCAACCGUGCGGGUAAUGGCAAUGGUGCAGCAGCUCCUGGAGCUGCCGGAGCUGCUGGAGCUGCCGGAGCCGCUGGCCGUCACUCUUUUGACAUGUAA
Exserohilum turcica Et28A is the source of this 1248-nucleotide messenger RNA. RefSeq lists its product as uncharacterized. The record is from RefSeq and is a predicted model, not a curated record. The transcript is spliced from 2 exons. The coding region runs from base 1 to 1248 and encodes 415 amino acids. NCBI's taxonomy places the organism in Eukaryota, Fungi, Ascomycota, Dothideomycetes, Pleosporales, Pleosporaceae.